CGUUGGUGGUGUGCGUAACACCGAAGGCGCGGUCAUACUAGUGCACAUUAUUAAUUAUGAAACAUUUCCCGUGAACACAUGUGGAUUAUUUGAUUGUUUUGAUUAUAAAUUUUGUUCAAUUUCGUAAUAACUAUAUUUUUCGAUUUAUUUUAACCAAGUGAAGUUCUGCAAUGGACAACUCGACGUUCUGCGCCCUGUGUCUUCGCCGGAGCCCUUCAGAUGGCAGCUUUUUCGGGUACAACAUCGGGACCAACUCCAAGUUUCGCAAUACAAUGAAUGCCGUUCUCGGGGUCCAGCUUGAACUGGAUGAUUUCUACACGUGCAAGUCAUGCCUCAAGUUGGUCCAGUUGCUGCAGGACUUUCGGGCGUGCUGUUUGGAGGCCAACGUGAAGCUGAGGCAGUUCGGACAGGGAGUUAAAAGCGACGACAAGUGGCUCGCCGGACGGACCGCCCAGGUGAUUGAGAAUGUCCGCGUUGCCGUGGCGACUCACGCGGAGCUGAUCAGGAACCUGUCGGUGGCUGUCAAGGUGGAGGCCGUGGAUCAUCUGGAGGAGUCUGAUGCAAGCUUGGAUGAAUUUCCCUCGCAAUACAUCGAUGUUAAAAUCGAAACAUCGGAUGGAGAGGCCGAACCGGAAUAUCUGGAUUUCACGCAGGAAAUGGUUUCCGACAUGGUUGAAGGUGAAAUUCUGAUCGAGGAGGAUGACGACGACGAAAUAGACUUCAGUACUUAGAUUAGAUCAUCCGACGAAGCUGAGGGCUCGGUUGAUACGAAUGAUUUUCCGUUCGAAAUCUCCGAGUGCAGCAAGUGUAACCGGACAUUCGACAGCGUGCAAGGGAUGAAAACGCACUUUGUUCAGUGCAGAGGAGAGGACGAUGCAGUUCACUUUAAACACAAGUGCCCUAUUUGCUCAGUUUCGUUCAGAUAUCCUGCCCUGCUUAAAACUCACAUGAACAAACAUGACGGCAAAUCCCCAUACAAAUGCCGCAAACGGUGCAACCGGAGCUUCGUCGGAAACGUCAACCGGUACAUCCACGAGAUGCAGUGCGCCAAGGAACCGCAAAAGUGUCCCAUAUGCAACUACGACCUGAAGAGUAAGCGAGCCCUG
Culex quinquefasciatus (southern house mosquito) is the source of this 1106-nucleotide messenger RNA. RefSeq lists its product as uncharacterized. Gene Ontology annotation, cellular component: nucleus. Lineage: Eukaryota; Metazoa; Arthropoda; Insecta; Diptera; Culicidae. The record is from RefSeq and is a predicted model, not a curated record. The transcript has 3 exons. The coding region runs from base 171 to 731 and encodes 186 amino acids. Gene Ontology annotation, molecular function: zinc ion binding.